GAAAUACCUUUAUAUUUUCGGGAUCACAAUUCAGAAGUUAUUCUGGAUAUAACAAGUGCGCCCUUCGAUGAACUCCACAAUCCUUAUGGUCGUAUUCCUCAGUUUGUAUGGAAUAAUAUUAGAAAUGCUCGUGAGGCUUUUAGAGCCAGAAAAUUGCGGUCAGCCGGGCAGUUUACAGCGUCUAAUAAACUUUCCAUGAAAGUUCCUCCAAAUGAUGAUGAUUUUAAAGUAGUGGCUUCCUUGCUUGAUGAGAAAACGAAUUUUGCAAGAUUGAUGGUAUCCUGCAAAAGGUUUUCAGUGGAUACUCUUAUUUUGGACGAAGAAUCACAGCUGGAAGAGUAUGAUUCUUGCAAUUUGCGCAUCAGAAGAGUAAAACCCGCAUCUCUUGUCGAGUUUCUUUUGACAAAGCGGACUGAGGGUUAUGAAAUCCAUGGUUGUAUGGGAAUAGAAGGUAUCUCUAAAGUUUUCCGCAUGUCUGUCGCAGAUCGGGUUAUUCUGGUUCUGGGGCACAAGGAACUUGGAAUACCAGCUAACGUCAAUGAAAUUCUAGAAAAUCCUGUAAGAAUUCCAAAAAAGAAUUUAUUUACGAGGCUUUUUGAUAAAAAAUUAUAGAUUAACCUUAUAUACUAUUUCAUUUCAAGGACUACAGAACAAAAAAAUUGCAUUGUAUAUAUUAAACUAUAAACUAUGUUUAUUGGAGAUUAAGUACAGCAAAAAUUCGUUUGUUUAGACUUUUAAACACGACUUAUAUUGUAAACUGUGAAAAAUCAUUAGUGUGUCUCUUCAUUGUUUUUGAAUAGGUAACAUCCUUUCUUCAUCUUUAAAGCAAAAUAAAUAGUUUUCAAAUUUA
Drosophila kikkawai is the source of this 850-nucleotide messenger RNA. RefSeq lists its product as uncharacterized. NCBI's taxonomy places the organism in Eukaryota, Metazoa, Arthropoda, Insecta, Diptera, Drosophilidae. Gene Ontology annotation, biological process: tRNA methylation. Gene Ontology annotation, molecular function: tRNA (guanine) methyltransferase activity. The record is from RefSeq and is a predicted model, not a curated record.